AUGGAUGCAGAAUUUAUCGAAAAGCAAGCGCACGCGGCUGCAUUAGUGCAAGUUGCGCAAUUAUUUCAACGCGCCGAUCAACUCGAAAAGCUUGAAAGCAUCAAGAAACGUGCUGAUCGAAAAAAGGCAGCAGUGGAAGCAAUGCUUCGAACUGGCGUGCAGUCACAACUUGAAGGUAUACGAACAGCUAUUGGACACUUAUCAACGACUAUUGAAGAUGUUAAAAUUGUUGAGGCUAAUCUGCAAGAAAUUUACGACACUUUGGGAAAAUUUCCGGAAUUAAAAGAGAAAAUGGCUCGUUUACGUGAAGCAAAUAUUAAACAUAGUCAGUAUGCAACUGCUAUGGAACAUCUUCGUCAUAUUUACAAUAUUCCAGAAAUCGUCGAAAAAACUCACGAAUUUAUCGUUGAGGGAAAAUUAUUACAUGCGCACAAAAAUAUAAUGGAAUUAGAACACGCUCGUGAUGAUUUGACCUAUGAGCUUCACAAAAUACAGCAAAGCAACGUGCAGUACGAGAUUAAUCUUGUGCAAGAGUUGGCUAAACAGCUUUGGUAUAUUUGUUCGCGAUGUUUAGAAGCAGUUCGUGGCUUAGAUCAAGGCCCAGUACAACUCGUUACAGCACUUCGAAUUAUUGAACGUGAAGAAAGAAUCGAUAAAUAUUAUUUGGAUCGUAAGGCAUCUUCGAACAAUUUUAUGCCCGUUGGAAGACCGCGUAUGUGGCGCCAAAAAUGUUUGGAAGUUAUUGCGAAUACUGUCAGGCAUCGGAUUGAAGGGAAUCAGUUGGAAGAUAGGUCUCUUAAUAAGCAGUGGCUUGCAAGAUAUUUGGAAAUUUGUCGACUUGUUGUUGUCGAAGACUUAAAAGUUGCUAAAAGUGGUGCAGUGCAAUGUUUUCCACCGAGUUAUAACAUAUAUGAUCGAUUCGUUCGAAUGUAUCAUAAUUGCUUAUCUUCACGUCUUCGUGAAAUUGCUUCUGAAAAUUUAGAAAAAAACGAACUAGUUCAGUUGCUGAGUUGGAUUCAGGCGUAUGGUAGCGAACAAAUGCUGGGUAAUCCUCGGUUGCAAAUAAAUGUUGCUGCUUUAACAGCUGAUCAUCCUCUUUUGCCCAAAUCCACUAUUACACAACUUUGCGAUCAAUUCGUAGAAAUGACCCGCAAGGAUAUUCAUGAGUGGCUUGAAAAAACGCUUAUGCAAGAGAAAGAUGACUGGUACAAACAUGUUCAUCCUGAAGAGGAAAGUUUAGGGUAUUUUUACACUCAAUUGCCAAGCAUUUUAUUCGGAAUGAUUGAAGACACGAUAGCUAUAGCCAAUAAUUUGGAUAUUUGUAUUGAUUCGACCGAAAAAUUGACAAAGCAUAUUCGUCUUACUAUGGAAACUGAUGUUGUUUCUUCUGAAAAUAAUGAAACUUUGAAUGAGGAACAAAGUAAAAAUGUUCCACAGUCACCGAGAAGUCCUUUAUUGAUUGGUGUAUCAAGGCAAGAAUUAUUAGAAAAAGUGGACCAGCUAAAGAAGCGGUGGAAUAUCGCUUUGCAGUCAGCUGUUGGUGGUCUUCUUGAUGAAGUUUAUGAAGAUAUCGCUCCUCAUCUUGCUGAGCUAUUAACUAAAAAAUGGCUUGGAGGUUCUUCCGCUAUCGAAACGAUUUGUAUGACUAUAGCAGACUAUCAUUCUGAUCACAAACGUUUACGGCCUCACUUACGAUGUGCUUUAAUGAUGGAAUUACAAUAUAAAAUUGUUGGAGAAUACAUUAUCGGUAUCGAUAGCAGGAAAAUAUCAUUUUCGCAUUAUGAAGAGAGAAGUGACGCUGCAGCACUUCUUAAAAAAGAUGCGGAAAGGAUCGCUAAUCUUUUUGCAAGUCUUUUAAGCAACACUGAUAUGAUGUUUGCCGAUUUAACAGCAGUUCUUUUUGCAAUGGCUGAUAUAUUAAGUCUAAGAGAUAAAAGUUUGCUCGCACUUGAAAGUACUGCAUUUGUCCGGAAAUUUCCUGAUAUUCAUUCGGAAUUAUUAAGUGGUCUUUUGCAAAUGCGUGAAGAUGUUGGACGGGCCGAUGCAAGAGCACUUGCUGAAGAAACCAUUGGUCAUGCUAAAUGCCAUAUUAAGAGUGAUCCUAUAACUAAAAAGCUUUUUCAAAUGUGUAAAACUGGUUCAAAGCGAAAUUUUGCAUUCGAGGAAACUAUGCAGAAUAUGUUCGCUACAUUUAUUUAA
Molecule: messenger RNA, 2199 nt
Organism: Dracunculus medinensis (Guinea worm)
Lineage: Eukaryota; Metazoa; Nematoda; Chromadorea; Rhabditida; Dracunculidae
Source: the annotation of a GenBank genome assembly